CCCCGCCCCCGCGGGGGAGCGGAGAGGCCCGGCGGGGAGGGAGCUGAGCCGGGUAGGGCCGCCGAGUUCCGCCCCAGCAGCUAUGGCAGCGUAGCGAGGUCUCCGCGGCAGCCCCGCUCGGACAUGGGCCUGCCCCGGGCCGGCGGGCUGAGGCAGCGAGACCCCGCGGCGCAUGUUGUAUGGAUUGCAGUGCUCUGGGAGGUCAAACAGUAAUGCCUCAUUCAUCAGCUACCUUGGUUAGCAGCUCAUGUUUUGGAAAGGGCAUAGAAAUUUCUUCAGAUCAGAAAAUAAAAAACAAUAUUGAUAGAGACUUCUGAGAAGCUGUACCAUCCUAGAAGGGACAUAAGUAACAACAUUAACAUGCCUGCUGUGGCGUCUGUACCUAAGGAGCUCUAUCUCUGUACUUCACUGAAAGAUCUCAACAAGAAGACAGAAAUAAAACCUGAAAAGACCAGUACAAAGAGUUAUGUGCAGAGUGCCCUUAAGAUUUUCAAAGCAGCAGAAGAAAGCAGAUUGGACCGAGAUGAAGAAAAAGCUUAUAUCCUAUAUAUGAAAUAUGUGACUGUUUAUAAUUUUAUUAAAAAGAGACCUGAUUUUAAGCAGCAGCAGGAUUAUUUCCAUUCAAUUCUUGGACCUACAAAUUUAAAAAAAGCUGUUGAAGAAGCUGAAAGACUCUCAGACAGCCUUAAACUCAGAUAUGAAGAAGCUGAAGUUCGGAAGAGACUCGAAGAGAGGGACAGACAGGAGCUGCAGAAAAAGCAAGAACCAAAAGAUGAUGGAAAGAGUUCAGCCAAAAGCUCAUCAGAAAGUACAGCAGAUUCCAAAGGAAAAAGCCAAAAGAUUAAUGGUGAGAGCAAGCAUUCACUGGAAAGAAGGGAUCAGUCUGAAAGUCUGAGUGGAGCAGUCACAGCUGAGAAACUGUUUGCAAUGAUGACGGACAAAAGCAUUGAAUUGAUUAUAAUGGAUGCUCGAAGCUCAAAGGAUUAUCAGGAAUCCUGUAUUCCAAGAUCUAUCAGCGUCCCAGAAGAAGCUAUCAGUGCUGGAGUUACUGCUAGCUGGAUUGAAGCUAGACUCCCAGAAGAUUCUAGAGAUCAAUGGAAGAGGAGAGGACACUUUGAUUAUGUUAUACUCUUGGACUGGUUUAGUUCUGCAGAAGACGUAAAGCUAGGAACAACUCUUCAGAGCCUGAAAGAUGCGCUUUUUAAGUGGGAAAGCAAAACUCUACUGAAGAAUGAACCUUUAGUUCUAGAAGGAGGUUAUGAAAACUGGCUCCUUUGUUUUCCCCAGUAUACAACAAAUGCUAAAGUAACUCCACCUCAGCAUAGCAAGAUUGAAGCAGUAACUGUUUCCUUGGAUUUUACAUAUCCAUCUUUGGAAGAACCAGCUCCUGUUCCACCUGUUGCCACUAUAAAGCCUUCUCCAACCGAAGGGAUUGAAAAUGAAGAAACAGAAGCUAAUUUGGAAGAGAGACUAAAAUCACUUAACAGACCAAGCGUAGAGGGUGCUGCUGUUCCAAAACCUGACAGUUCAUUUGUAGUCAAUCCCGUAUCUAGUACAAGAAGUAUCCCUGAGGUUGAUCGCACUAAAAAGCCUACAAUAAAAAUUCCUGAUGAUAACAGACCAAAAUCUGAAAGCACACUCAGUGACAGCCAGCCUAUUGAGAAUGGACAAAUAGUUCCAGAUCGGUCCACAAAACCUGUACGUGAUGUAAAGAGCACCCUGACAGAAGAAGAAAAAAGUCAUAUACAUGCAGAAACUGCUGCCCUGUUAGAGAAAAACAAAAGAGAAAAAGAAUUGCGGGAGAGACAACAAGAAGAACAAAAAGAAAGACUCAAGCGAGAAAAAGAAGAACAAGAGCAGAAAGCAAAGGAAGAACAGAGAGAAAAGGAACACAAAGAAAAGCUGCAGCAAUCCAAAGAGGAAAGAGAACAGAAGGAGAGAGAUGACCAAAUAAAAAGAGAACAGGAGGAAAAGGAAAGAGUGCGCAAAGAGACAAUAGAAGCAAAAAAGCAAAAUAAAAAUGAACCAGAAAACAUCGGUGCAAAAAGGAUGGAGAUUGACAAAGUAUCUGUGGAAGAAAGAGAAAAGGGAGCUCGAACACCAGAUAUGCAGAGACGUGUGCUGGGUGAUGCAUCUCAGACUUCUGUGUCUGUUCCAGGCAAGCAAACUGGGGUUAAAGGACAACCAGACAGUGGAGCUCAAAAGCCAGGACCCCUUAGAGAGGAUUCUGAUCAAGAUACUGAAAGACUUAAAUCUCAGCGGGAGCCAUUGAUGAGAGCACGAAGUGAAGAAAUGGGAAGGAUAAUACCAGGACUGCCUCUGGGUUGGGUAAAGUUUCUGGAUCCAAUCACUGGAACCUUUCGUUACUAUCACUCGCCAACAAACACUGUUCAUAUGUACCCACCAGAAAUGGCUCCUUCAUCCACUCCUCCAGCUACCCCACCAACGCAUAAACCCAAGCCGCAGGUGACUAUUGAACGAGAACGGGAACACUCCAAACUGAAGCGCUCCUACUCUUCCCCAGAUAUAACCCAAGCCAUUCAGGAGGAAGAGAAGAAAAGAAUUCCUGUAACUCCUGCAGUUAAUCGUGAAAAUAAACCAAUCUAUUACACUAAAGCAGAAAUUUCAAGACUCUCUGCAUCACAAAUUAGGAAUCUUAAUCCUGUGUUUGGGGGAUCGGGACCAGCUCUUACAGGACUUCGUAAUCUAGGGAACACUUGCUAUAUGAAUUCCAUAUUACAGUGUCUGUGCAAUGCACCUCACCUGGCUGAGUAUUUUAACAGAAACUUGUAUCAAGAUGAUAUUAACAGGUCAAAUUUCUUGGGGCAUAAAGGUGAAGUGGCUGAAGAGUUUGGAGUAAUAAUGAAAGCUUUAUGGACAGGACAGUAUAAAUAUAUCAGUCCAAAAGACUUCAAAAUUACAAUUGGGAAGAUUAAUGACCAAUUUGCAGGAUACAGCCAGCAAGACUCCCAAGAAUUGCUUCUCUUUCUAAUGGAUGGCUUGCACGAAGACUUAAAUAAAGCUGACAACAGGAAAAGAUACAAGGAAGAAAAUAAUGAUCAUCUUGAUGACCUCAGAGCAGCAGAACUAGCCUGGCAGAAACACAAACAGCUCAAUGAAUCCAUCAUCGUGGCACUCUUUCAAGGCCAGUUCAAAUCUACAGUGCAGUGUCUCACAUGCCACAAGAAGUCCCGGACCUUUGAGGCUUUCAUGUAUUUGUCACUACCACUUGCAUCCACUAGUAAAUGUACACUGCAGGAAUGCCUUAGAUUGUUCUCCAAAGAAGAAAAGCUCACUGACAAUAAUAGAUUUUACUGUAGCCAUUGCAAAACUCGAAGGGAUUCUUUGAAAAAAAUAGAAAUUUGGAAAUUACCACCUGUUCUUCUAGUGCACUUGAAACGAUUUUCCUAUGAUGGAAGAUGGAAGCAAAAACUUCAGACCUCUGUAGAUUUCCCAUUGGAAACUCUUGACCUUUCACAGUAUGUUAUUGGUCCAAAGAAUAACUUGAAGAGAUACAAUCUAUUUUCAGUAUCAAAUCAUUAUGGUGGGUUGGAUGGAGGGCACUAUACCGCCUACUGCAAAAAUGCCUCAAAACAGCGCUGGUUUAAGUUUGAUGACCAUGAAGUGUCUGAGAUCUCAUCAUCAUCUGUGAAAUCCUCAGCUGCAUAUAUUCUCUUUUACAGUUCUUAUGAACAGCGAGCAGUGGACAUGGCCACAUAAAGUAGCAUGGGUUAAGAAAACUGGUUUUCUUUUUAUAAGAGCAAAGUAGGUAUUGGAAGGCGCAUAAAUAUGCAAAACUAUGACAAAUGUAGUCACUUAAAGUUACGGGGAUGGUUGCAGCAGCUUCUCUGCAAGCAAGCUCUUUCUGGUCAGUACUCUUGCUUAAAUCAGACUGAUUAAUAAUGCUUGUGGUAAUACUGCCAUCUGUGAAACCAUUUAAAAGCAUACUUGCGUUACCAUUUAUUUAACAAACAACUAUAUUUUUAGUCUGCUCCAAAAUUGAAUUCUAGCUUAGUCAUCUGAAAUCUAUUAACAAGUAGUUUAAAAUGUCUUAAAAUCCCAAGGCAUAUCUUUAUUUUUAUCUUUUUCUUUCACUAUUAUGGCCUUUUCACAUUUCUAACCUUAAGCUUGAUUCUACUGUGAAUACUCUAGAACGAUGUAAACAGUUAGGAAUGUAAGUGUACAUAUUGAUUGCAUACUUGCACAUCAGAACUAUGUAUAUAAUAAAAUGUUGUCCUUUUUGUGAGAAACUCUAAAAAUCAGAGGAUUGCUUUUCUUUGCCAGCUCUAAGUAAUUGCAACACUAUUUAAUAAAAAAGGCAGAGCUGUAUUUUUUUUUUUGUUAGCUUUGGUCAAUAUUUGUGCACAUCAGAGUUAUUCUAAACAAACAAGAUUUUUCCUUUUUAAUUUUUUAAUAUAAAUUUUUCAUGUAUACAUGCAUUAAAGACCUUAAUGAAGAAAUGAUUUAAAAAUAUAUCCUAUUAAGUGUAUAUUUGAGUUUGUUUUCAUUCUCAACUAGUUCUGUAAUGGUCAGAAUUCUACAUAACGACAGUCUAAAUCAUAUUCACACGGUUUAAAGGCUCUUCAGAUGAAAAGAAUACUGUUUUGUCUAGAACUAAUUAGUCUAGAAAUUGUUUUAGCUGAAUCUUGUGCAUUUCCCUGGUCUGGAUUUGGGUUAGUUUUCCUUUCCUGAAUGGGUUGGCAUUCAAAGAUCUUGAAUCAGUCUGAGUUUUUAUCUGUCUACAUGCAUAUAUAAGCAACAGAGAAACAAGAAUUUUCAGGUAAGCAAAUCUGUAUGCUCAGCAUUUCUGAUAUUUUGAGGGAUGUAUGAAGUUUGUCAUGAAAAACAAACAUUAGACACAGUGGAUGUGCAUUUCAUAACAGGCUUGGAAGCUCUAACUCCAGCCCUCUCUCUAGAAAUUACUUUCUGCAAUACCACAAGCAGAUCAGGUAGCAUGAAUACUCUGGUUUAUUGAUGAAACAGAAUUUAGCUGAUUCUGCCAAUGAAUUCUAAUUGCAGAUGUACUCACUGUUGUUUUUUCAUGACUUGUUGCUUCCUUUGGGUGCAGAAAAGGCCUGACAGGUGUAGAACAGGAGAUAAGCUCUGUCAGUCUGCACUGAGGAAUUUGGGAUCUUGGUGAUCUGUGAAUCAUCCAGUACCAGUUUUUGGUGACUGAGUGCUUGCAGAAUGCUGUGUAGUGGCCACCAUCCAGAAAAACAGAGUGUAUCUGUAACGAACAACACGGUCUGUUAGAACAGAAGGCUCGCUCUCUCCUAACAGAGAAAGUUAGGAAUUGGCAAUCAUUUUCUGUUUGCAUUUGGAAAAAGAGAGUGAGAAGAUUCUAGCCCCCUUUGGCCUACAGAACAGAAUAUGAAUUCAAAUAAAUGCUUUAGAAUAGAGCAAACAGACACUUCAUAGAUGAUGAUUAUGCAUCUCUAUUCUGCAAUAUUAAACUUAGCUAUUAGCUCUGAUACAGGCCACACUUGCAGAGAGUAAUGGAAGAGCCCACUGAGUCCUUGUUUAUGGCCAGGAUCCUUGCAGUAUCUGCUGAAAAGGCUGAAGGCUGCAACCAGGUGUUAGUGAUGAGGAGUGCAUGCUUUUUAAAACUGGGCUGCAGUAGGGGAAAAGAGAGAGAGGUGGUUACUUCUCUUCUCUGGUUCAGUUACAUACUGUCACUGUAUUAUAUCCCUGGCAGGAGAAAAUUAAAAUUUGUAGGAAAAACUUGCAUCCAUUGAGAGAAAUGCACAAUAGCAGAAGCCAUGUAUGAUAGGUUUAACAUUACUUAUACAUGUUAAGCUAAAUUAUAAUUCUAAAAUCAACUCUCUAUAUAGUUUUAUAUAUAUGUAUGUGUAUAUAUGGACAUGUUACUGAUAGACUGUUAGUCAAGCAAAGAGGGACCAUCCUCUCUCACAUGUUCUAAACUGUUUGAGGCAGGAAACCAAAUGCCCUUUUUUCAUUAGAGUGCGUACGUAUCAGCUUCUUACUGAUGAAAACUGUGUUCAGUUAGUGAUGGCUUUGUCCAGGAGGCACUUCAGCUCAAGAGAUGCACUUGCAGUCAGAACAGAGUAUGGAUAGAUCGGGAAGGUUGGGGGAUGCUGGCUGUUUUUUUUUUGUAUGUAUGUUUGUGUGCUUUUUAAAACCACAGAAUUUUUAAGUGCCUGGAACAGAGAAGACUGUUGCUGUAAUUAAGUCUAAGCUAACACAGGCUUGCUUUGUCUGCAUUAGGUAAGGCAUGACAAAUAAGUUUGGAAAGGCAAAGCUCACCACUAGAGCACACAAGCUGUACUCUGGGUUCUUGUGGAAAAGUGGGGAACUCUGGAGAGAGAUCCAAAUUGCUGAGUGGAUAGCAGAUGUCAGCUGAGAGUUUCCUUUUGUAGUUACCUUGCCCUUCAAACCUGAAAUAAAAUUUUGAACUAUUUUAAA
Anas platyrhynchos (mallard) is the source of this 6423-nucleotide messenger RNA. RefSeq names its product ubiquitin specific peptidase 8 (gene USP8). Gene Ontology annotation, biological process: protein deubiquitination. Gene Ontology annotation, molecular function: cysteine-type deubiquitinase activity. NCBI's taxonomy places the organism in Eukaryota, Metazoa, Chordata, Aves, Anseriformes, Anatidae. The record is from RefSeq and is a predicted model, not a curated record.